GUCACCCAUCACUUAAAACACUCAGGAGCUCACCAUCAGGUCUGUAUACUCUGUCAAAUAUUAGAAUUCAAGCCAGUAGCUUGCUGAAUAAGGACACUCAAGGACAGUCGGCUAUCUUGCUCAUAGCCAAUAUGUCGGCCUCUUCUGCUUUGCCCUUGGCCAGAUCAGGCUUCGGUCUAGGAUUGAAUUUGCUGCGUACAUUCCCUAGAUUACCACGUAUCCCUGUUCCGGCACUACGGACCGCCGGACCAUCAACAACCCGAUUCUUAGCUCUCAGUCCUCGAUCCUUUCACUCGACCUCGACCACGAGUGACAACCACUUUGACACACACGCCUUUGUCGAAAGACUCGCCCAACAGGGUCUCAAGAGGGAGCAGGCCGAGGGUGUCAUGUCUGCGUUGGCAGAGGUGGUCGAUGAGAGUAUCACUGGGAUGAGCCGGACGAUGGUGACCAAGGCAGAACAGGAGAAGCUACACUAUACGCAAAAGGUCGACUUCGCUCAGCUGAAAUCCGAGCUUCAGCUUCACGAGAAGAACGAUCUGACGCUGAUGAAGCAGGAGAACGAUCAACUCCGAGCCGAUCUCGAAAAGCUCAAGCAGAGGCUGAGAGAGGAAAUUACCAGGACGAUGGCUGGAGUCCGGCUCGAUCUGAACCUCGAGAAGGGUCGGAUACGAGAUGAGGCGUCUCAACAAGAGCUCAAGAUCAAAGAGGUGGACACUCGGAUAGAGUCGGAGAUUGCCGGAUUGAGGACACAGAUCGAGCAGGCAAAGGCCAACUCGCUUCAAUAUUUGGUCGGAGUUGCUACUGGUGCUGGAGCUUUGCUGUUGGCGUAUCUGCGGAUGUUCAAAUAGAUUCUCGGCGUCUAGGGAAGUGGGAGCAGAAGAUGUUUCUGGUCAUGUAUUGCGAGUCGAUAUUGAAUACCCUGAAUUGGAGCUCGUUACCUAAAGAUUCCGACGGCUUCGAUCUCGCAGACCGUUUCAGGAUGCAUGGCAGAUUAGCCAUGAUGGGUUGGAUCGUUUGGUCAUGGGCCUCCUUUACGGCUACAAUUCAUACAACGUGUCGAGAACUGUCAUGCAAAUUACAUCAACAGAUUCGCUGGCCAGUCGAGAUCAUCCAUCAAACAGCACAGGCGAAUUCAGAGCAGCAAAUCCAUCAAAUCGUCAUGGCUGUCGGAAGAGGACGUCAGCCAGACUAAAAAAGAGACCGAGCCGAAAGGUCGACCUACUCUCCGCUGUUCUUUGCCCGGCACGAAGGCCCCGGUU
Filobasidium floriforme is the source of this 1262-nucleotide messenger RNA. RefSeq names its product DUF1640-domain-containing protein. The transcript is spliced from 7 exons. Gene Ontology annotation, cellular component: mitochondrion. Lineage: Eukaryota; Fungi; Basidiomycota; Tremellomycetes; Filobasidiales; Filobasidiaceae. The coding region runs from base 132 to 851 and encodes 239 amino acids. The record is from RefSeq and is a predicted model, not a curated record.